CAGGCUUGUUGAUGUUACAGCAUCCGAACAAGUCCUCACGGUCGAUUCAAAGCAGAGUAGAAGACCCAACAUCACUACGACUAGUUCAAUCUGGUGGAAAAGCAAAUGAAACCACUACAGCUGAUGCAAUAGUUGUAGAAAAACCACAAGCACCAGGAGUUGCACCUGAACGACCUUUGAAGCAUAAAACAGCC
Molecule: messenger RNA, 194 nt
Organism: Amoebophrya sp. A25
Lineage: Eukaryota; Dinophyceae; Syndiniales; Amoebophryaceae
Source: the annotation of a GenBank genome assembly